Molecule: messenger RNA, 3303 nt
Organism: Alosa sapidissima (American shad)
Lineage: Eukaryota; Metazoa; Chordata; Actinopteri; Clupeiformes; Clupeidae
Gene: btr30
Product: E3 ubiquitin-protein ligase TRIM11
Exons: 11
Coding region: 314-2170 (618 amino acids)
Molecular function (GO): protein binding; zinc ion binding
Source: RefSeq, a predicted model, not a curated record
GGACUCAAACUAGCAUGCUAGCACACUUUAGGUCACCUCCUCUUUGAGUCUGAAUUCUGCAGAAGUACUGUACACAGAUAGUGUUUAAUUUUUUGGUGAUAGAUUGUGAGUGUUCUUGGAAACCCUUGGCAGAAAACCUCAUCUAUACAGGAACGUGUGCAAUAGGAAUGCACUUCGGUCCAGUGGUCCUUGUCCUUCUCUUGAGGAGGUUGGGCCUUUCAUCUGAAUGUGGAGUCUUUGCAGCAUGGAGGGUUUCCCUAUCAGCGAGUCAAGCAAAUGAAAUGCUGUUCCCACACUGUCCCCGGUGCUGAAGAUGGCUCAGGUGGCGCUGUCGGCCGACGUCCUCUCGGAGGGCGAGGUGACUUGCUCCAUCUGCCUGGACCUGCUGUGCGACCCGGUCACCACGCCCUGCGGGCACAACUUCUGCCAGGGCUGCAUCGGCGGCUACUGGGCCUCCAUCGAGGUGUGCACGUGCCCGCUCUGCAAGCGCGUCUUCGACGAGCGGCCGAAGCUCAGCAUCAACCGCGUGCUGGCCGCCAUCACCAACCACUACAAGGUGGCCCAGUACGACGCCGAGGACAUGGCCACUGGCCCGGCCAGCCUGGCAAUGAUGCCCGUGCCCAAACCCCGCUCCAAAGCCGGCGCCUUCGGGGCCGAGACGAUCCCAGAGGACGAGGACCUGGACGUGGCGAAGGGGAAGGCGGUCCUGUGCGACGUGUGCUCGGGCCGGAAGCAGCGGGCGGUCAGCACCUGCAUGACUUGCAUGGCGUCGUACUGCCAGGAGCACGUUCGGCCGCACCACGAGACGUCGUUCUACCGCAGCCACCAGCUGCGCGACCCCGGCGAGGCCAUGCGCGGCCGAAUGUGCCCCACGCACGGCCGGCUGCUGGACGUCUACUGCCGCACUGACCAGGCCUGCAUCUGCUCCAUCUGCGUGCUGGAGACGCACCGCACACACAAUACCGUGUCCGUGCAGACCGAGAGGGUCAUCAAACAGAAACUGCUGAGUAAGACGGAACUGGACAUUCAGACCAGCAUCGAGAGGAAGAGUCUCAGCCUGGCGGACUUGAGGGGGAGGAUACACACAGUGAAGAACUAUGCCAGGGCGGAGCAGGCUCAGCUGGAACACCUGCUGGGGGACGUGAUCUGCUCGGUGGACCGGAUUCGCCGGGAGCUCGUAGGUGGGAUGCAGGAGAAGCAGAUGUCUGUGACUGGUCGGGCAGAGGAAAUAGCGGCGCGGCAGGAGGCAGAGCUAAGCAGGAUGCAGGAAGUGAGGGCAAAACUUGAGGAACAGGCCACCUCUGAUGACCACAUCGGCUUCCUGCAGAGCUUUGAGGAGGUGAGCGCUCCCCUGGAUGCCGAGCUGAAUCAGCGACGGGAUGAACCCGAGGUGGACCUGGAGCUGCGCUUCUCUCUGGACGACGUCAAGACCGCGCUCAGGGACGUCCACGAGAGGCUGGAGGAUAUCCGUGGGGGAGAGGUGCGCUACCGACACUCGGUCCCAAUGCUGCAAGACAGUGAGAGCAUGAUCAGCAUCAGAUCAACGGGGUCAAUGGGAAGGAGAGACUGGUCACUGAAAGACAUGCGCAGAAUAAAGCCUGGCUCAGCACACAAGAAGGUGAAAGGAUAUAUGGAGGACGUGACUCUGAACCCGGUGACCGCGUACCCUUUCCUGAUCCUGUCCGAAGAUCGUAAGCAGGUCAAGCGCGGCGAAAAGCUGCAGUUCUACCGAAACAGCACCCAGCGCUUCGACGUCUGGUCCUGCGUGCUCGCCAAGGAGGGCUUCGAGUCGGGAAGGCACUACUGGGAGGUGACCGUGGGUGAGAAUAAGGACUGGAAGCUGGGUGUGGCCCUGGAGUCUGCCCACAGGAAGGGCCUGUUCGACAUGGGCCCGUCGGCCGGCUACUACGCCCUCUGGUGGGGCGGCGCGCACCUGCGCCCUCUGACCCCGCCGCCGCUGGGCAAGGUGAAGGUGACGGGGCGCCUGCGCCGCAUCGGGGUCUUCCUGGACUGCGAGGAGGGCCACGUCAUCUUCUACAACGCCAAGUCCGGCAGCGAGCUGUACUCGUUCACCGCGCCGCGCUUCACUGAGAGGGUGAUGCCGCUGUUUGGGACCGGGGACAAGGAGGUCCCUCUGGUGCUGAGCAGCGUACUGGAUGGACACCAUUGAAGAAGGGAUGAAAGGUGGAUGGGCUGGCUUGAAGGAGGGAGGGAGAGCGAGAGAGAGAAUGAAAGGGGGACAGUAAGAAAGAGUGAAUGGCAGAGAGAAACAGAGUGAGAGAAUGGAAUAGAAAUAGAGUUAAUGUGGGAGAGAGAGAGUGGAAAGAGGACUGUGGGCGGUUGAAGGACAAAUUUAUCAUUAUUGUUGGAGAGACUUUGGUGACCCAGUGAACAGGACAACUUCACUCAGCAUCUGUGUUAUUUUGACAGUGGGGGGUGAACAAAUGAAUGAGUGUGAGUAUUUCUGGCACUGAAUGACUGUGAGAGUGAAUGUGACUAUCUCUGGGACUGUGAAUGUGAGUGUGUGGGAGUGGCGGAAUUUGAGUUUUUAUAUCUUGUGUGUAGGAUGGUGCAAGGGCACGCAGACAGGAGCAGAGAGAGAGAGAGAGAGAGAGGUACUGCACACACAGUAGAAUGAGUAAGCAUAUUUAGAGAGGGAGAGAGAGAGAGAAAAAAAAGCCAUUUGUGGCGGAUGAUGUGGGUGUGUUAGUCGAUAAAAAGAAACAGCUUGCUGGCCAUGGCACUUUGACAGUCAGUCAAGGUGAGCAGAUACAUGAGAUUUUAAGAUUUACAGAGAAAUUACCUUUUGGUUUAGCAACUCUCACAACACACACAUACACACACACACACACACACACACACACACACGAAAAGAACAAACUAAUAUGGGUCUAGGAUGAGUACAGGCUUGAUGCACAUUUCUUUUCGGAGCCCUGAGGAGAAGGGCAGGUGAGCAAAUGCACGUUUGCUAUAAAAGACCGUUUGUCUCGUCACAGUUCCCCCCCCCCCAGAGUUUUCCUGUUCGUCGCCUCAUGUAUUUAUAGGGUAAAGGGGUUUGGUGUAGUUUCUGAGUAUGUUUAGAAUAGUGAAGAAUAGAAAUACAGUCAGCCUUGUUACUGUUUCUUUGUUCCUUAUCAGUGAUGAGUUGCUAAAACUAUGCCUAUAAGAGCCAUUUUAUUUAUUUUUCUUUUAGACCAAAUAAAAAUUCAUAAUUUGUAUAAUCUUAUAAUAAAUGUUCAUGUUUUGUCAUACUUGUGAAUUGUAUAUUUUCAAAGCAAUAAACAUUGCCUCUUUGAAACAAUA